This is a messenger RNA of Anopheles maculipalpis, 1565 nucleotides long. RefSeq names its product fatty-acid amide hydrolase 2-B-like. The transcript has 3 exons. NCBI's taxonomy places the organism in Eukaryota, Metazoa, Arthropoda, Insecta, Diptera, Culicidae. Bases 6 to 1565 code for a protein of 519 amino acids. The record is from RefSeq and is a predicted model, not a curated record.
UCGCAAUGGAGCUGUUACUGAAGCUAGUCGCGCUAAUUCUCCGCGUGGUAAAUUUAGUGCUCGAACCGAUCCUCGCGUGGAUCGGUGGACCACCUCGAACGGACCCUUUUCCUGCGAUCCAAAACGAACUACUGCGAGUACCGGCCACGGAACUGGCCGAAAGGAUACGCCAGGGCAAGGUUCGUUCGGUGGAUGUGGUGCGUGCGUACGUGUUGCGAAUACGCGAAGUGAACCCACUGAUCAAUGCGGUGGUGGAGGAGCGUUUCGAGGCCGCCCUCGGGGAAGCAGCUGAAGCGGACGAGCGUGUAGCGGCGUGUGGGGGCGAUGCGGAAGCAGUGGGAAAGUUGGCCAAAGUUUGCCCACUGCUCGGUGUACCGAUCACGGUGAAGGAAAGCUGCUCGGUUAAGGGACUUGCCCUGUCCGGUGGUGUUGUGCGCCGCCAGAACUUGACGGCGGAAGAGGAUGGUGAGGCGGUCGGUAGGUUGCGGAACGCGGGUGCCAUUCCACUGCUCGUAUCCAAUACGCCUGAGUACUGUAUGGCGUUCGAGUCGUAUAAUAACGUCACGGGAAGAACGCUGAAUCCGUACGAUCCGCGCCGUACGCCGGCAGGAUCGUCCGGGGGUGAAGGUGCAUUGCUUGGAGCCGGUGCAUCCGUGUGUGGUGUGGGAAGUGAUCUUGGUGGAUCGAUUCGUAUUCCAGCAUUAUUCUGUGGAAUCUUUGGACAUAAACCUUCGGCAGGAAUCGUCUCAAUUAAGGGACACAUGCCCGUCUGCACCGAUGCUCACUUCGACCAGUACCUAUCGCUUGGACCAAUGUGUCGUUACGCGAAGGAUCUGCCGCUGAUGCUCGAGAUUAUGAGUGGUCCGAAUGCAAGCAAACUGCGCCUAAACGAAUCGAUCGAUGUGGAUAAGCUGAAGAUAUACUACCCGCAGAAGCUUGAUCUUACCGUUAAUGCCGUCCCCAUUGCACCGGAAAUCCGGGAAUCGUUGCGAAGUGCGCUGAAAUACUUCCAGAACAAGUGUGUCUACACGGAACCGCUCAACUUCCGGUACUUUUGUGACAGUAUGCAAAUAGCUUCAAAUGCACUACAAACACUCAAGGACGUGCCGAACGUGUUUGCGUCCCAGCAACCUAACCUGUUCUGGGAGCUGGUGAAGGUGGUGUUGCGCCAGUCGGAGCACACUUUCGCUACGAUCUUCAUGUAUCUGCUUUCCGCUUCGAAAGCCACCGUAAACGAGAAGAACCGUGCCCGAUACAGUCGGAUGGAGGCUGAACUUAAGGAGGAAUUUACGAGAAAACUCGCUACGGACGGUGUAUUUCUGAUGCCAUCCUUCCCGAAGCCGGCCCUGCGCCAUUACGAAUCCUUUGGUCACGUUACGGGCUUUAUGUACACGAUGAUCAUCAAUGCGCUCGGAUUUCCUUCCACACAGGUGCCGCUAGGGUUCAAUCGCGAUGGACUGCCCGUCGGUAUUCAGGUGGUGGCCGGACCGAACCAGGAUCGACUGUGUCUGGCGGUAGCUCAGGAGCUAGAGAAGGCGUUCGGUGGUUGGCAAUCGCCGAAGUAA